Messenger RNA from Neltuma alba, 364 nucleotides. RefSeq lists its product as uncharacterized. Lineage: Eukaryota; Viridiplantae; Streptophyta; Magnoliopsida; Fabales; Fabaceae. The record is from RefSeq and is a predicted model, not a curated record. The annotation marks the transcript as partial. The transcript has 3 exons.
UUGGUGUGUGAAGAGUGUGAAGAAUGGAGGGCUUGCUGAAGCAGUGGAAGGAGGAGGCAGAAGCAGAAGAAGAGAGUUGAAGAAGAAGUGGGAAGAAGUGGGCUUAGUCAGACGACAAGCUCACGAGCAAGUCACCACCUUUACUGGUUCAGAUAUUCAUAUCCAAGGGCAAGAGAUUUCUGAAACAAAGGACGAUUCCGGUGGCAUUGAGAAGAAGGACACGACUUCACCUUCCUCUGAUCCUAUUAUUCCUGGGGAUUCAACUCCUCCCAAGAAUGUGACCAUUCAAACUGAAAAAAGGCAAGAAAUUUCUGAAACCAAGGACGGUUCCAGUUUCAGUGACAUUGAGAAGAAAAAAACAUAA